UCGUUUACGUUCAAUCGGUACACCAAUCGUCGUUUUCACUCAGUUUAUUCCUGUCAGUUGCCUGGUUCGUUUGUUCAUGAAUGAACACUGCAUCGAGUGUAAAUAUCAACAAAAAUGCCUCCAGCUUACCAGCACCGAUCGAAAUUAGAAAGUUCGCGUGAGCCAUUCGCGAAAUUGUAACUUUUUAAUGACUUAACGCGCCAAUUGUCCCGCUUCGGUGGCAAUAUCUUGGUCAUUCAUUCAUCAUUCAUACAUAAUUUCUACCAGCUUCAACUGUGAAGAUGUCUGCAGGUUUCGGCUUUAGUCGUGAAGCAAUUCGAGUGAAAGUAAAGAAAUAUGAGGGUAAUGCACCGCCAGAGCAUCGCAAAUUCAGCGUCGAUCCACAAAUCACUUCGUUUGAAGUGCUGCACAGUAUUUUGGGUAAAGCAUUCGACAUGAAGGGCGAUUUCACGAUUUAUUAUCGCCAGGUUGACUCGGCUGGCAAUGAGACAUUUUCGCCACUGCUAUCUGAUUGGGAUUUAGAUGCUGCAUUCCUCAAAGCUCACAAUGCUUCAUUGCACAACAAUAGUGAGCCAUGUUUAUGUCUUCGAGUUGAUUUGAAAACUUUUGAGGAGUGUGUGGAUGAAUGGGAACCAAAGAACGCCAACGUGCCGAUUAUCACACAAAUUCGCAAUGCCAAUAGUGAAGUUAAAGCUUCACCAAGACUGCAUGGCAUAUUUAAUCAAAUGGGUAAAACAUUCAAUAUAGUCAAAGGUGCGUUUAAUUUCGGCGAUGAGAGUCAAUCACUGCAACCACCUCGUCCGCCAUUAAGCGACACCGAAUUUCGUCGGUACCUGGACCCUGUCGGUCAAAUAUUAUACGCGAAACAGCUGCGUUCGGAGAUUUACCUAGGUGGAAUUGAUCCUAGCCUAAGGAAAGUCGUCUGGAAGUUUAUUUUGAAUGUCUAUCCGGAUGGUAUGACCGGUAAAGAGCGUAUGGAUUAUAUUAAAAAGAAAGCCGCUGAAUAUCUAGCGUUGAAAGAGGUUUGGCGUAAUGCGAUUGCGCAGGGACCUGUCGUUGGUGAAUUGGCGUAUACUACCGGAAUGGUACGAAAAGAUGUGCUACGAACGGAUCGUCAUCAUCCGUUUUAUGCUGGAAGCGAUGAUAAUCAAAAUAUUGCUGCCUUGUUUAACAUUUUAACAACCUAUGCCUUGAAUCAUCCGAAAGUGAGUUAUUGCCAAGGGAUGAGUGAUUUGGCGUCACCUCUGUUAGUAACAAUGGGCGAUGAAGCGCAUGCGUACAUUUGUUUCUGUGCGUUAAUGUCCCGUCUGAGUAUUAACUUCAUGAUCGACGGUAUCGCCAUGACACAAAAGUUUACACACCUCGCUGAAGGUUUACUCUACUACGACCUGGAGUUUUAUAAUUACUUGAAGUCUCAUCAGGCGGACGACUUAUUGUUCUGUUAUCGCUGGCUACUGCUCGAAAUGAAACGUGAAUUCGCCUUCGAUGAUUCACUGCGUAUGUUGGAGGUGCUAUGGAGUUCGCUGCCGGCGAAACCGCCGAUUAACGAGCUGCGAUUGUUUGAUGUGAAAUUCCAAGCGCCCACGAUUGUUACCCCGCCGAUAUCUCCACUGGUAAAAACACCGCGUGAGAAUCCCUAUACGAAAGUAUGCGCGUUGCGUAGACAGAGCAGUUCGAUAUCUCUUGUAAAUUAUUCGGCGAAAAAGGCGCAGCCUGUCAAACGUCAAAAUCAUAGUCUUGAUGAUUCGCUUUGUCGCAGUAAAAGUAUUACGCUGGAAAUUAAACCGAAACAGCAGAGUCUUGACGAUAAUGCUCUGCCGAAAACGUUUGAGUUUCCACCAUCGGGGGAAUUAGAGUUGUCGCCACGGGAAUUACGCCCGCGGUCCGUUUCGCCAUUGGAGCAAAAGUCCGACUCGGUUGUGCUCAACAAUCGACUCAAUAAUAAAAUAGUCAAUAGUCGCGCAACGAGCACGAAUUUAUCGUCGAGUAUGUCGAAUUUACUCAAGCACUCCAAGCGCCAGGGACAUUUUCGCGAUCUGAAAGAAAAACUCGGUAUUUUCGCUUCUCUAGACACUCUCGAACGAGUUAAUUCCAUUAAAGAGGAGAGCGAGAAUAAACCACCGACGAAAAUGAUUAAAAACCUAAAUGAGUUUUUAAACUUUGCGUCGGCGAAUAAGAAUAAAAUUUCGGAUAAACUGACGCGUUUUGGUAGUGUCGGAGAAAAAGACCGACCGAAAAUAAUGCUUACAAAAUCAAGCCUGGACGAUUCGGAAUCGUCGAGUGCUGAUAGACCUUCAUCGAGAUCCCGAGUUUAUUCCUCAACGAGUUGUGAGGAUACUUUCGAUGAGUGCAGUCCGGACGACUCGCAGAGUUACUUCCCAAUGACCACUUCAGUAACGCGCGAGUUGCGAAUUGAAUUGGAGAAUUUAGACCGACAAGUAUUCGGCAGUAGUUAUACGAAACGAUUGCUGGACUCGCCCAGUGAGUGUGAAUGUGUUGCACCGAGUAAAAUCGAACCGGUGCAAGCUGCUGAUGAAAAGGGUAACGUGUUCGUCUGGGAGAAUCCGCUGCAUCAGCCGAGCCCGAACGUGACGAAAAACGAAUUCGUUAACCCUGUGAGUGUAAACACACCGGAUGAACAAGCAGAUAUUGAAUAUGACGCGGCGAAACAACCGGCAACUCCAAAACUGCAUAAAGUCGUGCAGGAAAAUGGCGUCAAUUCAUGCGAGGAGGUUUCCGAAGCGAAUAAUAAGAAUAACAGUAGUGGUCUGUUGCCACCGCCGCACGACUUUGGCGGCGGUAAUCCCUUCCUGAUGUUCCUUUGCCUCACCGUGCUGCUGCAACAUCGCGAUCAUAUUAUCGGUACUUCCAUGGACUACAACGAGAUGGCGAUGCACUUCGACAAGAUGGUUCGCAAGCAUAAUGUGACGAAGGUGCUGAAUCAGGCGCGUCAAAUGUACCAGCGUUACACGAAGCAGCAUAAUCUAGCUCAACAGAAGGUCGAGGAUUGCUGAAGUGCGAUUGCGGCGGUAUCAGAUGAUUAUCAGAUCAGUUUUCUGUGAUAUUUUUGGUUGAAUUUCGAAGAGGCUUACUACUUCUACAAUAACUAGUGAUAUUUUCUCUUGGUAUACAUUCCAAAACUGCUUUUCGUUUAGAAAAUGGUAUUUAUUUACAAACUCUCGUCACCAAAUCGCGCGACCUAAGAUAAUUAACAAUUGCACUAUUACAUUUAUUGUUAUGGAAUAAAAUAAGCAUAGCAAACUCUAAA
Molecule: messenger RNA, 3268 nt
Organism: Dalotia coriaria
Lineage: Eukaryota; Metazoa; Arthropoda; Insecta; Coleoptera; Staphylinidae
Product: TBC1 domain family member 25
Exons: 5
Coding region: 282-3014 (910 amino acids)
Biological process (GO): regulation of autophagosome maturation; activation of GTPase activity
Cellular component (GO): autophagosome
Molecular function (GO): GTPase activator activity
Source: RefSeq, a predicted model, not a curated record